Molecule: messenger RNA, 978 nt
Organism: Prorocentrum cordatum
Lineage: Eukaryota; Dinophyceae; Prorocentrales; Prorocentraceae
Source: the annotation of a GenBank genome assembly
AUGGUCAGAGCGUACAAACCAAAGUUUGUGAGCGCGGAGCUGAAGGCGCAGCUGGCAGCGCUCAUGCAGGAGCCAGCGGAAGCUCUGAAUUCCAAGGGCAAGGACAAAUGCGCCAUCGCGGCCGGUAAGAGUGGGGCGGCGUCAAGGAGCUGGCCCAUCCAGCUCGAGAGGCUCGAGACCUCCAAAAGGAAGCUCGCGCGAAUGAGCGUGGCGAGCGGUUUCUUUCUGCCGGCAGUCGCGAGGCUACAGGUGACCGCGGUGGCUCCCGGCGAAGCGCACGCACUCUUCCAGGAACCGUCAGGACACGUCAUCGGCCACGCGGCCGGGACAGAGGCGCACGCACUCUUCCAGGAGCCGUCAGGACACGUCAUCGGCCACGCGGCCGGGACAGAGGGGGACUAUGGCAAUCCUUGGUGGACGUUCGGGCCGCCAAUUCCAGGCGUUCCCGAAAGGACGUUCUGGGCGUUCGUGACCGAGGCGCUGCAGGGGCCGGAGAGCACGGACGCUCUCUGCCGCGAGUUCGAACUCGAGCCCAGCCCUGAGGAGAUGGCCGCGAAGGUUUCCCCGGCCUUGUGGAGCCGAGCGGAGGGCGGCCUGCGGCUCGUACUGGGCGACGCCGCGCUCCCCGGCGGGGCCGCGGAGGGCGUGUGCGCCGUCGCCUCGACGCAGCAGUGGGCGCUCAGGCGCCGCGCCAGGGCCCCCCCUCCGCCUCGGGCCGCCGCGCACGGAGCCCCACCGGCGGCAGAGGGGCGGCCUGCCCGCCGCGGCGGGCAGCAGGAGGCCGUGGCGGCCGCGGCGGCCUCGCGCGGGCCCCGUCUGUCUCGGGGCCUCCUCCCUCUCGCUGCCCCGCAUCGCCAUGAAGGGGGGCUUCCUGGACAAGGCCAUUUCCCGCGAGGCGGCGUCGAAGCCCAGAAGGGAGGAGGAUCGGAGCACGGGCAGAAGGUGUGGGACGAGGGGACCGUCGCCGAGAUGGUGGAG